CCCGUGCCUCCAAGUUUUUCAACGGUGCGCGGCGGUGGCGGGAUUCCCCGGGCGGGAAGGCAAAGCUGGCCACAACAUCAACAUCAACAACACAUCGGAAUCAACAAACAACAACAUCAACACCACCAUCGAAACCAACACAGCGAUGAGUUUUAUCGAGCAGUUUGCCUCUCUGGUGGACCAGCCGUCCAUUCCAUGGAAGAAGAUUAUCCUGGGCUUCACCACAUUCCAGUUCGCCUUUGAAACGUACCUCACGUACCGUCAGUACAAGGUGCUUCAGAAGAAGGAGAUCCACCCGUCUCUGAAGGGCUCAAUUGAUGAGGAGACGUUCACCAAGACACAGUCGUACUCUCGUGCGAAGGCGAGAUUCAGCAUCUUCACCGGAAUCUACUCGUUUGCUCAGAAUUACUUCUUCAUCCAGUACGAUAUCCUUCCAAAGCUGUGGUCCAUUGGCAAGUCCAUCUACGGCUCAAUUGCUCCAAUCUUGCCUGCUGCUUUACAAUCAAGCACGAUUGUUCAUAGCUUGUGUUUCCUCUCUGUUUUCUCCCUGCUGUCCACUGUGCUGUCGCUGCCAUUGUCAUAUUACCAGAACUUUGUGCUUGAAGAAGAGUUUGGCUUCAACAAGCUGACGGUCAAGCUGUGGGCUGUCGAUACCGUUAAGAGCCUGGUGUUUACUUUCCUCCUGGGAUUCCCUGUUCUUGCUGGCUUCUUGAAGAUCAUUGACUACUUUGGAGACAGCUUCAUCUUCUACGUCUGGUUGUUCAUGAUGGCAGUCCAGAUUAUUGCUAUCGCUAUCUACCCAACCCUGAUUCAACCUUUCUUCAACAAGCUGACACCAUUGGAGGAAGGUGAACUCAAGACAUCCAUUGAAAACCUGGCUUCCGAUAACAAAUUCCCAUUGACUAAGCUCUACGUGAUCGAUGGCUCAAAGAGAUCUGCUCACUCGAACGCCUACUUUUACGGCUUGCCUUGGUCCAAGCAGAUUGUCAUCUAUGACACCUUGAUUCAAACAUCAACCACCUUGGAAACAACUGCUGUCUUGGCCCACGAAAUUGGCCAUUGGGCCUUGUCACAUACGACAAAGACUUUGCUCAUUGCUCAACUCCACGUCUUGUCUAUCUUCACCUUGUUCUCUGGUUUCAUCCACAACAAGUCCCUGUUCCAGAGCUUUGGCUUCUUCAAUGAGACACCUGUUCUCAUUGGCUUCCUCCUAUUCUCCGAUAUUCUUCAACCGUUGGAUAACAUCAUGACGUUCUUCAUGAACUUGCUGUCCAGAAAACACGAGUACGAAGCCGACGAGUAUGCCGUCAAGUUGGGCUACGCUCAGUCUCUUUCAAAGGCCUUGAUCAGCCUCAAUGUUAAGAACUUGAGCUCCCCAGACGCAGACUGGUUAUACUCCAGUUAUCAUCACUCACAUCCUAUCCUUCCAGAAAGAUUGGAUGCCAUCAACAACAAGGCUAAACACUACGAUGCAAAGCAAAAGUGAUAUAACUACAAGCUCUUCAAAAGAAGCAAAAAGUCGAAUAAAUUAAAAUUGUUACACUUGAAACUGUGAUAGUACGGAACUUACCAAACCUGCAACUCCUCGAUAUACUCCACCCUGCCCUUUGUUGCAUCCAGGUUCUGAGAGACGUAGUAUCUAAC
Molecule: messenger RNA, 1644 nt
Organism: Williopsis jadinii
Lineage: Eukaryota; Fungi; Ascomycota; Saccharomycetes; Phaffomycetales; Wickerhamomycetaceae
Gene: STE24
Product: zinc metalloprotease
Exons: 1
Coding region: 146-1486 (446 amino acids)
Biological process (GO): CAAX-box protein processing
Cellular component (GO): endoplasmic reticulum membrane
Molecular function (GO): metalloendopeptidase activity
Source: RefSeq, a predicted model, not a curated record